Messenger RNA from Annulohypoxylon maeteangense, 1757 nucleotides. Its product is annotated as putative fructosyl amino acid protein. The coding region runs from base 180 to 1658 and encodes 492 amino acids. The transcript has a single exon. The record is from RefSeq and is a predicted model, not a curated record. NCBI's taxonomy places the organism in Eukaryota, Fungi, Ascomycota, Sordariomycetes, Xylariales, Hypoxylaceae. Gene Ontology annotation, molecular function: sarcosine oxidase activity; flavin adenine dinucleotide binding; L-pipecolate oxidase activity.
GGAGUAUAAGAGUUCUUAUUCCCCUAUCGGCGCACGAAAUGUAUAGAUAGAAUCUAACUAUAAAUAAAUAUCAAGAGCCGAAGUUUGUAAUGUCUCACAGGCGCAAUAUAUGAAUUACCAUUCCUAAAUACCACCAUACCCAACCCACCUCCAAUCACAAGCAAAGCAGCACACCCCCGAUGGCGUCAGCGCUGCCACUCCAGAACAUCCUAUCGUGUCCCGCACACGUCCUCCCCGACAUAGUGCAGACCCCAAUUGACGUCUCUCAGAAGCCGUACAAAGCACCCACCCGGAUCCUGAUCAUCGGCGCCGGCGUCUUCGGCCUCAGCACCGCGCUCUCGCUAUCCCAACGUCCCGAAUUCGCACAAACCACCAUAACAAUCCUCGACCGCUCCCCCGAGACCGGCGUCUUCCCCUCCCGCGACGCCUCCUCCAUCGACUCCUCGCGCAUCAUCCGCCCCGACUACGCCGACCCAUCCUACGCCAAGCUCGCCUCCGAGGCGCAAGCACGAUGGCGCGAAACCGAAAUCGGCCGUGACGGACGAUAUACCGAGUCCGGGUUCAUAUUAGCGGCGGACGCCGGCCCGUUGAUGAGGGAAGAUGGCUCGCCGACGGGGAUCGCGUACGCGAAGAAGAGCUGGGUGAACGCGAUGGCGCUGGCGCAAGCCGAAGGGCGGCCUCUGAGCUCCGUGCGGUUGAUGGCGGGGGCUAAGCGACUCGCUCGCGUAACCGGGGUGGGAGAGUUCGCCGACUGGGGAUACUUGAACGACGCGAGUGGCUGGGCGGACGCCGAAGCGAGUAUGGGAUGGUUCUACGAGCAGGUUAUUGAGACGGGCCGAGUUACCUUCGUCAACGGAACGGUGGAGAGCCUUGAGACAAACGAGGCGGAGAGGAAGGUUACCGGGGCACGACUGAAGGACGGCAGCACGAUUUCGGCGGACCUAGUGAUUACGGCUGCGGGCGCCUGGACGCCUACGCUGAUAGAUCUAUCGUCGCAAGCCAUAGCUACGGGUCAAGUUCUCGGAUACAUCGAUCUUACAGAAGAGGAACAAAAGAAACUAGAGGAUAUCCCAGUGAUUCUGAACCUAACAACAGGCUUCUUCGUUAUCCCUCCUAGGAAUCGCGUGCUCAAGGUCGCGAGACACGCAUUUGGAUAUCUGAAUCCCAAGACACCUUCCCAGGCUCCUCUAGGAAUCCCCGGAUCUGAGAAGUCGACAGUCAAACCCAUCUCCCAACCCUUUACCCACAUUGACGAUCCCUCCCUCUCGAUCCCGGAGGAAGGCGAGAGGUCGCUACGGGAAGGCCUGCGAAGGUUAAUUCCCUGGCCAGAAUUACAAGAGCGGCCAUUUUCACGCACUCGCCUCUGCUGGUAUACCGACACCGCCACAGGAGACUGGAUAAUAGACUACCACCCAUAUUGGCAAGGGCUAUUUGUUGCUACAGGCGGCAGUGGGCACGCUUUCAAAUUCUUACCAAUUAUUGGUGAUAAGGUGGUGGAUUGCAUUAUGGGUCAUUGUCCUAUAGAAUUUCAGCAGAAGUGGAAGUGGAAGGCAGUAGAUGAUAUAGAGAAGGCCAUUGUAACGCAGGAUGGAAGCAGGGGCGGCGAACCAGGGCUUAUUCUCGAAGACGAGUUUAAGAGGGUCAGCAAAGACAAGUAGUUACUACAAAUCAUACUUCGUUCACGACAAUUCACAGUAUAAGACACACCAAAAGCAUAAGUAGACUUAAAAGGGGAAAAUGAUGCAAUUAUAUGCUCC